Messenger RNA from Pongo pygmaeus (Bornean orangutan), 3759 nucleotides. RefSeq names its product tetratricopeptide repeat protein 39B-like. Gene Ontology annotation, biological process: negative regulation of cholesterol storage; cholesterol homeostasis; regulation of cholesterol efflux. The transcript is spliced from 2 exons. Gene Ontology annotation, molecular function: protein binding. NCBI's taxonomy places the organism in Eukaryota, Metazoa, Chordata, Mammalia, Primates, Hominidae. The record is from RefSeq and is a predicted model, not a curated record. The coding region runs from base 663 to 2573 and encodes 636 amino acids.
UUGUUCUGCGCGGCACAAAGGAGCUGGGCGGAAACAGCCGAGAAACGACGCGGAAGGAACUGAGGAGACUAACACGCGGGUCUUGGGCGGAGGGAUACGUUUCUAUGGGAACGCCACGAUCUCUCCCGUAAACCUGAGGCCUUCCCCAUGCUGUCCCGCCCCCUCCUCUCCCGGUUUUCUACACCCUCCUUGUCUUCCUUCCCGUGUCCCUACCCUCUGCCUCCUUUCGUUUUCCCCAGUCUAGGGACCCUCAGCCUUAACAAUCUUAGUACGGAUGCAUUAGACCGGCCUAAGAAAGGCUGUACAAUUUAACCGCUGAUGUUGCAGCCGUCUCGCCUUUCUGCUGGGGGACCUGGCCUAGUCAGCUGUUCUGUGAUCUUUGGGGCUCAUCAGAGGUAAUCGAAGGUUUGGCCAUGGUGAAAAGUCCAUGAACCCCGCCAUUCUGAGUAGUGGUUUUUACACCAUAGACCUUGACGCACCCAGGGACUGGUGGUAAAGCCUCCUGUCCUGCACGCCCCCUCCAACUUCUUCUGAACCAGUCACCAGUUUGCACCACCACGGUCUGAGUUCUUGGAGUCUGAAAGACAAAGGAAUAGAGCUGUGGGGUCCCGCUCCCCGCUUCCCACUCCCCCCGUUAUAUUGAAAUCGUGACAAAACCCUGAAUGUUUAAAGCAUUUUGGCCAGUGACAAUUUGGAAAUUAUUUGCAUCUGAAGCUCAAACAACACCUCAGUCUGAGCUUUGUGUGGAAGAAGUGACCUCAAUCAGGAGAUCAGGAGCUACCCUCAUUACAACCACAUUACUCUACUUCCACUUCAGAUAUUUCUCAUCUGUAAGUGGGGAAACAAAUAUGUCACUUACUCUAAAUAAAAUAAAAAGUAAUCAGGAGGACAAGUUUGAAGAUGCCUGUGAAAGUAUCCCUGUGGCAACAACAAUGAAUCUACCAUCUUCCUUGGAAGAAUGUACCACUGGAUUGUAUUUAUUUCUAAAUAACAGAUUCUCAGAUGCAAUAAAUCUCAUUCAUCCAUGGUCUAAAAACAGCAUGUACCAUUCUCUAAUGUAUGGUAUCCUUAUGGUUGUCAAGGCCAUCCUGACUUUUGAGCCACAGGAUUUACAGAUUGGAAUGAUGGCUGCAAAGGAUGCUUUGAAAACCUGUGAUAAUUUCCGAAAAAAAACUAAAAUGACAUUGUCUCAUCUAGUAAGUAGACAGGGAAUAACGGCUAUCACAGAAGAGGAAUUGCAUGCAGAAGUCUGUUAUGCUGAGUGUUUGAUCUUGAAAUCCUUUAUGUCAUGUAUACAGGAUGAAAGCAUGCUUGCUUUUCUUAAAAGGGGGAUCGGUAUUGGGUUAAGUUACCAAAUAUACAAAGACUGUCAACAAGUGUUAACACAGAUACCUGACAACCAAAGCAAAGCCCACAAACACCUGGUUGGAGGUAUAAAAUUUGGACUUGGAGCAUUCAAUUUGAUGUUAUCACUUAUGCCACCAAGGACACUUAAACUACUCAAUAUUAUUGGAUAUUCUGGUGAUAGAGAAGUGGGCUUGGCUUUGCUUCAUGAGAGUGCAUCUGAAACGCAUAUAAAUAAUAUCUUAAGUCUUUUGACUCUACUGUUUUAUUACAAUUAUAUCUAUGUAGCUUUUGGUGUUGAAAAGGUUUGCAAUUCUGCUAUGGAGGAUCUCUUCCUAGUCUACCUCAAGAAAUUUCCGAACUGUGUCAUAUUUAAAUUUUUCCAUGCACGUUCUAGUAUGUUGAAAGGAGAUUUUGAAAAUGCACAGCUAAAAUUACAGGAGUGCAUUUUUACUCAGAAUGAAUGGAAGCAGGUUCAUCACCUCUGUUACUGGGAAUUCAUGUGGUGCCACAUUUUACUGCAGGAUUGGAGGCAAGCUUACCACUAUGCCAAUCUACUGUCUCAACACAGCAGAUGGUCCAAGGCAAUAUAUAUGUACAGUAAAGCUAUCAUCCUGGCUUUACUUCCUUCCGAUUUUGUGAAAUCAGUAAGUGAGGAUAUGAACUCUCUCUUCUUAAAAGUGGAAAGCCUGAAAAUUAAAUUUUUAGGCAGUGCUGUGCCAAUAGAGAAGUUUGUUGCAGAGAAGGGUCAGCGCUAUGGUACUACAAUAGGCUGGUUUACAGCCCAGCCCCUUCUGGAGUUCAUUUAUGCCUGGAGUGGUUUCCGAGUCAUGAGCAAAAACAAUGAGCUUAUUUCAAGCUGGCUAUCAAUAAUCGACAAAGGAGAAGAUCUUUUACAAGAAAAUCCACAUAAAGAGUAUGGCACAGAUGACAUAAGUUUAUUAAAUUUACUGAAAGGCCUAUGCCUGAAACACUUAGGCAAAUAUUCAAAGGCUGAGUAUUACUUUAAUCGUGUCAUUCAAAAGGAGAAAUUAUUAAAAUAUGACCACUAUUUGGUGCCAUAUACUUACUAUGAACUGGGAAUCUUACACUAUCUAAAAGGAGACUAUGCCAGAGCAACAAAAAACCUAGACAACGUAAGAAAUUACAAAGACUAUUCCAUGGAAGCCCGAUUACAGUUUAGGACUCACAUAGCACUUGAACAAAUAGCCAAAGAAAACAUGACUUAAACACAAAAUGUGGUUUUGUUUAGUGUAAGUGAAAUAUCUACAGUGAGCAAAUAAUUAACAGGUAGAAAAAUCAUAUCUUUGUGGAAAAAAAUCCAAGAGGCGGCUGCCAAGAAUCUGAUCAGUAACGAGAAAGGAACAGGCCAUGACUUUUCCCUCUUUCUUUCUCACACCUAUAAAAUGCGAUGUCUUAGAGGCAAAUGAGGUGAAGCACAUUCUUGAAAAAGAAAAGGCAAAUGAUGUACAUUUAAAAAAAUUCUCUCCUAUGUUAUAAAUUUGUCAAUUAUGUUAGAGAACAUUUUCAAAACCUCAAAAACAUUUUUAACAUCUCACUAGACAAUGUAUACAACUCACUAUGCUAGGGAUCCCAGUGCCCUAUACAUAUUUUUAUUUAAUUGUUUUUCUCUCGGCAUUAGUGCCAUCUUCUUGGAAACCUCUAUGCCAUGAGAACCAAGUGGAGGAAGACGUGAAUGCACAGGCUGAAGUGCAAAAGAAGAAAGAUGAGGCAGACGUCCAAGUUAACCAGUAGCUUGUGUACCCAGAAACAUGGAAUGCCAGAGGCUGGAGAUGCUGAUAAAAGUUGUUGGACUGCAUGCUGCUGUCUAAGUGGAUCUAGAGCUUCCAUCACCAUCUGAUCACGGAAACCACCUCUGAGACCCACCUUGCUUGUAACCAAAACAGCCCAUGAUGGUUCUUUGCCCUGGACCUGUUACAUUCUGGACUAUUUCUGUGUUCACUUGUGGCUGAGUAUAAAAAACAAGCAUACAAUAAAUCACCUCUUCUGCUGUCUUAGCGAAGAAUUAAAAAAUUUAAAAAAAGACAAGUUUCCAAACAGUGAUGCACUGAAUGGCACAGACUCUGAAUGAUUUUCCCUUAUACACAAUCAUUUUUAUUUGCUUUUUAUACCAGAGGGGCUUGUCCGCCCUGUGUGAUCAGUAGUAUUUCUUACCCUUUUUAGUAAGAAGCAGAAUGUGAGUUUAUAAUUUGCCACAGGAUAGAAAGAAAGCCCUCUCCUUAUUCUACACACACAUAAACUCUUUGAAGAUAACUGGGAGAGGCCAAGAGGAUAGAUGCACUGGCUGUCAGAGGAAGAGUUUUGUUACCAUGUAACCCUCCCUUUAGUUGUCCUCCCUAAGGUGUAAUUCUUAAUAAGACCAGCUCUUCAAUAUAAUUAAACCGAUUGCAUCUA